GGGAUAACAAGAAAAAGGUUUAAGAUAAAGUAAUAUAUACAUAUAACCAAUGUACAUAUACAUGAAACAUAUUUUUUGCUGUAGUAAUAAUCGCAAAUUAUAGGUCAUUCAGUGUUAUCAAUUUUUAAAAUUAAUAUUUAAAUGAUAUCAAUCAUAAAUUUAAAGUAAUUGCACUUUUCUUACGCAUUCAUUUUUACGCAUUUUAUUUCAUUCAAAUAAACCCAAAUAUUUUUAAGUAUUUUAAAACAAACACAAUGAAUAUCCAAAAAUUGACAAAUGCUACAAUGAAUUUUGACCAAUCUGCAAUAGAUGAAAAAAUUAAUUCUAUACGUUCUAGAGUUUAUAAAUUGGAAAAACAUGUUAAAACUACUUGGUUGAUAAAAGCAAUAGGUUUUUUAGACUUAACUACUUUAGGUAGUGAUGAUACACCAGCAAAAAUUGAAGCUUUAUGUGUUAAAGCAGUACACCCUCUUAAAUUAUCAAAUGACUCAAAUUUACAUACUGCAUCUGUAUAUGUAUAUCCUCUGAGACUUAUGGAUGCGAUAACUGCAUUGGAAAAACUUGAUAAAGACCAUAAAAUUUCUAGAGCUACUGUGGGUGGAGGAUUUCCAUCUGGACAAUAUUUAUUGGAAACACGACUUCGUGAGGUAGAAUUAGAUGUUGAAUUAGGAGCUGAUGAAAUUGAUAUUGUUAUCAAUAGACCAUUAGUAUUAAUGCACCAAUGGCAAAAAUUAUAUGAAGAAUUGAAAUUAUUUCGUACUGCUUGUGGUAACAAAUGUCUAAAAGUCAUACUUGCUACAGGAGAGUUAGGUAAUUUGGAAAAUGUAUAUAAAGCAUCUAUGAUAGCAAUGAUGGCUGGUGCAGAUUUUAUUAAAACAUCCACUGGAAAAGAAGCAAUAAAUGCUACUUUGCCUGUUGGAAUUGUUAUGUGUCGUGCAAUUAAGGAUUAUUAUGAAUCUACACAAAAAAAGAUUGGUUUAAAACCUGCUGGUGGUAUUAAAGUUCCACAAGAAGCUUUAGAAUGGAUGAUGUUAGUUCAAAUGGAAUUAGGAGAGGAAUGGUUAUGUAAAGAUUUAUUUAGAAUUGGCUCAUCCAAUUUAUUAGAUAAUAUUAUUGAAGAAAUACAAUAAAAUUAAUCUAAAAUGAUGAAAAAUUACAAAAAUUUCUUGUAUAAAAAUAUUAAAAU
Molecule: messenger RNA, 1186 nt
Organism: Apis laboriosa (Himalayan honeybee)
Lineage: Eukaryota; Metazoa; Arthropoda; Insecta; Hymenoptera; Apidae
Gene: Dera
Product: deoxyribose-phosphate aldolase
Exons: 5
Coding region: 255-1130 (291 amino acids)
Biological process (GO): deoxyribonucleotide catabolic process; carbohydrate catabolic process
Cellular component (GO): cytoplasm
Molecular function (GO): deoxyribose-phosphate aldolase activity
Source: RefSeq, a predicted model, not a curated record